AUGUUUCAAGCGUUACAUCAAUUUGCCCUGAGGAAACCAGCGAUCUUUUGGUCUUGUGUCAUUGGAAGCAUUGGCCCUGUCAUGGUUUUCACGGUCCCUAAAGUCAGACGCGAGUAUUUCGGCUUUCAGGGUUAUGAGACUCUUCCCAUCACCUAUCCUCUUCCCAACCGACCCCGUAAGCCUACCACUGGUUAUGAAGACCCUUGA
This is a messenger RNA of Mycotypha africana, 207 nucleotides long. RefSeq lists its product as uncharacterized. The coding region runs from base 1 to 207 and encodes 68 amino acids. The record is from RefSeq and is a predicted model, not a curated record. The transcript is spliced from 3 exons. NCBI's taxonomy places the organism in Eukaryota, Fungi, Mucoromycota, Mucoromycetes, Mucorales, Mycotyphaceae.